UUUUUUUUCCAGCGCUCUUUAACCCUUUCUAUAUUCGUGUUUCUUUCUUUUUUUACUUUGUUUGGUUUAAAAAAAGUCACUUUAUUAAAUAUCAAUAAUGGACGAAUCACUUUAUGACGAAUUUGGUAACUAUCUUGGACCUGAACUUGAGGAUGAAGAUGACUUGGAAUAUGAAGAAGAACAAAUAGAAGAAGAAGAACAACCAAUGGAAACUGAUGAAUAUGAUCAACAAAACGAUAAUGAAGAUGAAGAAAUGGUAGAACAAAAUGCUUUAAUGCGAGUAGAAGAUAUUCCUGCCAAUCAAGUUGUAUUACACGAAGAUAAAAAAUAUUAUCCCUCUGCAGAAGAAGUCUAUGGUACUGAUGUUGAAACCUUAGUACAAGAAGAAGAUACACAACCAUUAUCUGAACCUAUUGUUAAACCUGUGGAAAUACGUAAAUUCAUUGUAUCUGAAAAGAAUUUACCGGAAACUCGUUAUAGCAAAGAAUUUAUGAUGGAUAUGAUGAAUUUUCCUGAACUUACACGAAAUAUCGCUAUUGUUGGUCAUCUUCAUCACGGAAAAACGUCAUUCAUGGAUAUGCUUGUAUCAGAAACUCAUAACGUACCUAUCAACGUAGAUCAACCUGAACGAUAUACUGAUAUUCAUGUAUUAGAACGUGAAAGAGGAUUUAGUAUUAAGAGUAUGCCUAUGUCUUUAGUUAUGCAAGAUGUCAAUGAAAAAUCUUAUUUAUUAAAUGUGAUUGAUACUCCUGGUCAUACUGAUUUUAUUGAUGAAGUGGUGGCAGCUACUCGUUUGGCAGAUGGUGUUGUACUCAUAGUAGAUGUAGUGGAAGGCGUAAUGGUGAAUACAGAAAAGAUCAUUAAACAAUGUAUUCAUGAUGGAUUGGCCAUUACACUAGUUGUCAACAAAGUCGAUCGUUUGAUAUUGGAAUUAAAAUUACCUCCUAAUGAUGCUUACUUCAAAUUACGACAUACUAUUGAAGAAGUUAAUAAUGUGAUCAGAAAUACACCUGGUGGCGAAAAUAUUCGAUUAUCUCCUGAAUUAGGAAAUGUAUGCUUUGCAUCAAGUCAAACAGGAUGGUGCUUUAAUUUGAAAUCAUUUGCAAGAUUAUAUGCUGAUUCUUAUGAGGAUGAAAUCGAUUAUUUACAAUUUGCUCAACGUCUUUGGGGAAAUAUUUAUUAUAAUGAUGAAGAAGGUACUUUCCAUCGAAAAUCUCAAGGUAUCAACAGUAAACGUACUUUUGUACACUUUAUUUUGGAACCUCUAUACAAACUUUAUUCACAGGUGAUAGGUGAAGAACAAAAGGAACUUAAGAGAACACUACGAUCACUUGGUAUCUAUUUGAAGGAAAAGGAGUUCGGAUUGAAUGUCAAACCUUUGUUACGUUUGGUUCUUGCCCAAUUCUUUGGUCCUCCCACUGGAUUUGUGGAUUCCGUAGUAAAGCAUAUCCCCUCUCCUUCUGCAAACGCUGCACACAAAAUUGAACAAGUAUAUUCUGGUCCAUUGGAUGAUGUUACUGCAGAUGCAAUGCGCAAGUGUGAUCCUGAUGGUCCUUUGAUGAUUUAUAUUACCAAACUAUAUAAUAAUGAAGAUGCUACAGAUUUUGAUGCAUUUGGUCGUGUGUUUAGUGGUACAGUGAAAUCUGGUCAAAUGGUUCGUGUACUUGGUGAAGGAUAUUCUACUGAAGAUGAAGAAGAUAUGAUGGUACAAAGAGUGACUAAUACAUGGGUUUAUGAAUCAAGAUAUCGCAUGGAAGUGGAUGGUGUUCCUCCUGGUGGAUGGGUAUUAUUAGGUGGUGUUGACAGCUCUAUCUCAAAGACAGCAACAAUUGUAGAACAUAAAUCAAAAUUGGAUAAUUACAUUUUCCGACCUUUACGAUUCCCUACAGCAGCAGCAUUGAAAGUAGCAAUUGAACCUAUGAAUCCAUCAGAAUUACCCAAGAUGUUGGAUGGACUUCGAAAAAUCAACAAGAGUUAUCCUAUUGUUACCACCAAGGUAGAAGAAUCUGGUGAACAUAUCAUUUUGGGUACAGGUGAAAUGUAUUUGGAUUGUGUACUUCAUGAUUUAAGACGUAUGUAUGCUGAAGUGGAACUCAAGGUGGCUGAUCCUGUGGUUCGAUUCUGUGAAACGGUGGUGGAAACUUCUGCACUCAAAUGUUUUGCUGAAACUCCUAAUAAAAAGAACAAACUCACUUUUAUUUCAGAACCAUUAGAAAAAGGAUUAGCAGAAGAUAUUGAAAUGGGCAAAAUUAAUCUUCGUUGGCCAGCCAAACAAUUAGGAGGAUAUUUGGAAAAGAACUAUGGAUGGGAUGUUUUGGCAGCAAGAUCAAUAUGGGCAUUUGGACCGGAUGAUAUGGGACCUAACGUCUUAAUGGAUGAUACUUUACCUUCAGAAGUGGAUAAGAAAUUAUUAUAUUCUGUCAAAGAUUCUAUUCGUCAAGGUUUCCAAUGGGGUACUCGUGAAGGACCAUUAUGUGAUGAACCCAUUCGAGGUGUGAAAUUCAAGAUCAUUGAUGCAGUUUUAGCCAAUGAACCUAUUCAUCGUGGUGGCGGACAAAUCAUUCCUACAGCACGACGUGUAUGUUAUUCAUCAUUUUUGACAGCAACGCCAAGAUUGAUGGAACCUGUGAAUUAUGUGGAAAUUCAAGCACCAGCAGAUUGUGUGUCAUCAGUAUAUGCAGUUUUACAACGACGUCGUGGUCAUGUGACACAAGAUAUCCCAAAAUCAGGUUCCCCAUUAUAUACUGUCAAGGCUUAUAUUCCUCUGAUUGACUCUUGUGGUUUUGAAACAGAUCUACGAACACAUACGCAAGGCCAAGCUUUCUGUCAACAAAUCUUUGAUCAUUGGCAAAUUGUACCUGGUGAUCCUUUAGAUCAAUCUAUUGUGUUACGACCUUUGGAAACAAGCUCUGGGCAACACUUGGCUAGGGACUUUAUGGUUAAAACUCGAAGAAGAAAGGGAUUAUCUGAAGAUGUCAGUAUCAACAAAUACUUUGAUGACCCCAUGUUAUUAGCUUUAGCUCAAAGUGAUCUUCUAGGUAGUGCAGUUUCGAUGGACUAGGAUAGAUUCUUUAUAGUCAUUUUAGAUGUUUUAUAUAUGUUUGAAAUAUAUAUAUAUAUUAGGUUUGAAAAAUAGUAUCAAUAAAUGUGUACGACUUUUUUUUUUUAUUAUUAUUAUUAU
Messenger RNA from Halteromyces radiatus, 3181 nucleotides. RefSeq names its product P-loop containing nucleoside triphosphate hydrolase protein. Gene Ontology annotation, biological process: mRNA splicing, via spliceosome. Lineage: Eukaryota; Fungi; Mucoromycota; Mucoromycetes; Mucorales; Cunninghamellaceae. Gene Ontology annotation, cellular component: U4/U6 x U5 tri-snRNP complex; U2-type catalytic step 2 spliceosome; cytosol. Bases 98 to 3061 code for a protein of 987 amino acids. The transcript has 12 exons. The record is from RefSeq and is a predicted model, not a curated record. Gene Ontology annotation, molecular function: U5 snRNA binding; GTPase activity; GTP binding.